GAGUGAUCAGGCCUUGGACUCCCAUCCUGGGCAGAGUUUUGGAGGAGCCAGUGGACGGACUCUGCUCUUAUAGGAGCUGCUGCACCUCAACCCUCCCUUAAGUUUCACUUACCUCACAUCAAAGCAGCUCCCAGUCUCUGUACCUCAACCCUCCCUUAAGUUUCACUUUUCUCACAUCACAGCAGCUCCCAGUCUCUGUACCUCAACCCUCCCUUAAGUUUCACUUUUCUCACAUCACAGCAGCUCCCAGUCUCUGCCUUCUCUCCACAUUAUUUAAAAAAUAUUUAGUCUUUAUUUUGUAAUAUACAGUUUUAUUUUGUAAUAGAAAGUCUCUAUUUUGUAUUAUUCAUUAUUUUGAGAUAUUAACUCAUGUUAUUUAAAAAGUUCCUCAUUUAAAUGACUUACCUGCCUCCCAUGGCAGGAAUGUUUUUGUAAAGUUUGGAAAUGGAAAGUGAAACUCAGAGGAAUUACUUGUUUUAAACUUUAUACAGUCUAUGGUUUGACCCCAAGUGCUCCUUUGUCAAGGGGGCACAGGUCCUGGAACCACCUCGAAGCAAAAUGGGUCAAAUCUACUACAGGGGGGCCACUUAAUAAUUGUUGAAUGUUUUGAAAGUUUUGAUUAGAUAUAUGAACUCAACCGAGAAAGCAACCCUACUCUUAAUAUGAUUUAUUUAUUUAAUGUAUUAUUUGAUCAAUACAUUAGUUUUAAGAGCUUUCGUUCACACAUUUUCCAUUAGGCCCUAUGUAACCUUAACUAUUGUGUAAACUAAAAUAUCAUGGGGACAUAUUCGGCCUUUAAUGAUCCAAGGGCAGGUGAAUACAACUAUGCCAUGAAUGGAGGAGAGACGUUGGUAUAAUUAUUACUAUUCACCAAAACAUUAUUAAACAAUGUUUAAACAAACUAACUCCAUGUCCGGUUUUGCAAACUUUAUUGUUGGCGUCAGAAAUCACCAUUUGUUGAUUCCCUACCUGACCUGAGAUCAGUCUCUAUCUUGCCGCCACCCCACCCUCACCUAAUCACUUGCUUAUCUGCCCGCUUCUCAUUAACAUAUCGGCUAAUUAUGCAGCUGCACACCGGGAGGUUUCACAGGUUAAAUCAAACGUCCCUCUCUCUGGGAGCAGCGUUUCAGGUGAGGAAGCAGCAGAGUAAGUGCAGUCCAACAUGAGGCCAAACAUGACUCUCGUGGUGCUGCUACUGCUAGCGGUGUGUUUCCUCGGUGUGUGUACGCUCUCACAUGUGGAGGAGAUGAAGUCCCAGGAGCGGCUCUUCCUCGGCUCUCUGGGGCUCUCCGGGCUGCCUCAGCCGGCGGGGAGCCACCAGUCCCGGCGCCAUGUCCCCUCCGCGGUCUGGAGGAUGUUCCGGAGGUCAGAGAACAUGAAGGCCCGGGAGAGCGACCCCUGCACGGUGUCAGAGUACGGAGUCCGUGGAAACAUCAUCCGAUACGUUCAGGACCAAGGCAGGCUGGUGUCUGGCUGGAGCAGCAGCUGUCAGGCCUGUCUGGAGAAGCAGCUUUACUUCAACAUGUCCAUGCUGCAGCCUGUGGAGCUGCUGUCUCUGGCUCAGCUGGAAAUCAAGUUCCACUGGAAGCCCUUCAGUUCUGCGGAGCUCUUGCAGGGGCCACGGACCCUCAGUGUGUCUCUGUAUAAAGUGAUUCGAGCCACGCUAAGGGGCGCCAAUCCCCAGGCCAACCGCAGACUCCUCCUGUCCCAGUCGGUCCAGCUGCAGCCUGAGCCCUCCUCCGUCACCUUGGACCUCACCUCCCUGGCAGAGAGCUGGCGCAAACCGGGACGCAACUACGGUUUGGUUUUGGAGCUCCUGCCAUUCAGCAUAGAUGCGAAAGAGCUUCUUCCUUUUCACCCUGGGAACUCCCUUCCUCUGGAAACAGCCUUCGCCCUGCCACUGAUUCAGGCCAUGCUGGUGGCGGUCUCCCUGAACCCCCACCAGUGUCGCACCAGACAAAGAAGGAACGCCAUCCAUCUCCCAGUGACCCCCAGCAACGUGUGCAAGGCCCGCCGCCUCUACAUAGACUUCAAGGACGUGGGCUGGCAGGACUGGAUCAUCGCCCCGCAGGGCUACAUGGCCAACUACUGCCACGGCGAGUGCCCGUUCCCGCUCAGUGAGAGUCUGAACGGGACCAACCACGCCAUCCUGCAGACCCUGGUGCACUCCCUGGACCCCAGCGGCACCCCCCAGCCCUGCUGCGUCCCCAUCCGCCUCGCCCCCAUCUCCAUGCUGUACUACGACAACAACGACAACGUGGUGCUUCGGCACUACCAGGACAUGGUGGUGGAUGAGUGCGGGUGUAGAUGAGGUCUGUGGACUUUUCUAAAUAUCAAAUAUCCAACCGUUAUUUUUGUAUCUUCUUGGUGUUUAAGUGUCUCAAUUUCCUUAUUACACCUCAUGCUGUUUUGAUUGUUUGUUUCAUUGUAAAAUGUUCUUUGCACUCAAGGAUUUUAUAGAUUUUUUUUAACAUUUAUACUUGUUAUCCAAGAAAUGUUCUUCUUAAUAUGAAGUUAAUAAAAAUUGCAAUAAAGCCAAAGUGGAGGAUUUACUUUGAAAGACAAAUUAUUUUUAAUCAUUCAUUAAAGGUUUUUGUACUUAUCCAUACUUUAAAUCAGGGUCAGAAAGUCAAAUGACCUGGGGGCCACUGUCCAGGUGCUUCUCUCCUGUGGGAACCCUCAAAGGUGUCUGUGAAAAUAAUCCAGUUUUUUCCUUCAAGGAUUUUGACCUUGAAAUCCUGUCUGCUUUUGAACAGCAGUUGAGUGAGGAAGUGAUCGUGUGCUCUUCUGUACUUGGUGUGUGUGCUGACUUUAAUGAAAGAGGCCUCCAUGUUUUGUGUUUUUAUCUCUGGGAAGAUUGCCAUUCAUCCAAUCCCUUUUGUAUUUUCAGCCUUCUUCCCCUAUCGAAUUUCUCACAUGAAACUAAACAAUUGAUGGUCUAUCAUACUGUUAAUUACAAUAGUUUCAGGGCUAAUCUAAAAUUGAGCAACUAUUCUUUCCUUCUUUACACUGGCUUCCUGUGUGUCAAAGAAUAGAUUUCAAAAUAUUGCUGCUGGUUUAUAAAGCACUGAAUGGUUUAGUCCCAAAAUACAUUACUGACCUCCUGCUAAAUUAUGAACCAUCCAGAUCUCUCAGGUCUUCAUGGACUGGUCAGCUUUCUGUCCCCAGAGUCAGAACUAAACGUGGAGAAGCAGCGUUCAGUUAUUA
Gymnodraco acuticeps is the source of this 3207-nucleotide messenger RNA. It is a transcript of the gene gdf3, whose product is annotated as growth differentiation factor 3. Gene Ontology annotation, cellular component: extracellular region. Gene Ontology annotation, molecular function: growth factor activity; cytokine activity. The coding region runs from base 1163 to 2311 and encodes 382 amino acids. The record is from RefSeq and is a predicted model, not a curated record. Gene Ontology annotation, biological process: SMAD protein signal transduction; BMP signaling pathway. The transcript has 2 exons. NCBI's taxonomy places the organism in Eukaryota, Metazoa, Chordata, Actinopteri, Perciformes, Bathydraconidae.